CUGGAUCAUCUGCCGCAGUACUUUUUCGAAGCCCUCGCAGCACCGAAGUGGACGGAGCGACGCGACAUCUUGCAAGAGGUCGUGAACAUAGUUCUCAAACGUCCACGCCUCGAUCCAAAUUUAAACUACAUCGAUCUUCUCGGCACAUUGAAAGGGGUUUGUGUCCUUUUUCACUUCAUUUUACGCUUUAGCUGUGGUACUGAAAAGGAACAUGCGCGACUUAACAGGACGAAGUAUUUCUCUACAGCUCCAUUUUUCUCUUUUUUGCUCUGA
Gongylonema pulchrum is the source of this 273-nucleotide messenger RNA. The record is from the annotation of a GenBank genome assembly. Lineage: Eukaryota; Metazoa; Nematoda; Chromadorea; Rhabditida; Gongylonematidae.